AGUAGACAAAUGUGCCUCGUGUGCCUCGGGGAAAACUGCUGCAAUGGACCCAGUGUCAGUGGAACGGCCUUCAAUGCUAAAUUUGCUCAACAUCCGACUGCCGUCACGAGUUGGACCCAGGAUCGAUGUCUUUGGCACAUACCUCCUCCGAGACAAUGAUGGGAACAAGAUGGCCAACAUUGCUGCUAAUUGUCAGGGCAAACCAGAGAGUAUGGCAAUGGAGGUUCUGAGGGAGUGGCUGGCAGGGAAGGGGGUGGAGGUGUCGUGGGAGAGCCUCGUAGCAACUCUGAAGAAAAGUGACCUCUCGGGCGUGACCGACGACGUACAGAUGAUGCUAGAACAGCUACGAUCUUAGAAUAUUAAUGAUGUGUGUGUUAUGACAAGUUUCAUGUUGUAGAAAGAUAGUGCUGCAAGUGUACAUAAGUGG
Molecule: messenger RNA, 427 nt
Organism: Geodia barretti
Lineage: Eukaryota; Metazoa; Porifera; Demospongiae; Tetractinellida; Geodiidae
Source: the annotation of a GenBank genome assembly